Ailuropoda melanoleuca (giant panda) is the source of this 3708-nucleotide messenger RNA. It is a transcript of the gene CFHR5, whose product is annotated as complement factor H related 5. Bases 493 to 2229 code for a protein of 578 amino acids. The transcript has 14 exons. Gene Ontology annotation, molecular function: complement component C3b binding. The record is from RefSeq and is a predicted model, not a curated record. Lineage: Eukaryota; Metazoa; Chordata; Mammalia; Carnivora; Ursidae. Gene Ontology annotation, biological process: complement activation.
UGCACAUGCGCGAACCGUGAGGGUCGGAGCAGCCAGGCAUUCGGAGCAGGGCAGUAUCGGGACAGGCCAGGCGGAGCUGGAGGAAUGUGGACCGCCUUGCCAGGUUGGAUUGCACCGGCUGGCAGGAACAGCCUGGGAGCUCGAUUAUUGCAGAAGCCCUGGACCCCAGCAGACGGCAGAGCUGGAACAAUCUGGAAUGCCUUACCAGUUGGAUCGGGCAGGCUGGCUGAGGCAGCUUCCAGUUGGAGACACCUAAGAGCCUUGAUGGCUACCGAAAGCUAGGACCCCAGCAAACAGUAUCAAAGAACUACCAGAGCAACUUGCGCGUUCCAGGCAAUAUUACAAUCAGGAGUGGAACAGCCAACAGACUUGUCAGAAGAAAUUCUACAAGAGCUUCCUGGCAUUGCAAUGAAAUUCAAAAGUCCUGCAUAUCACCCCAAAUGAAAGAAGGAUCUGGAGCAAUACCACCGUUGUUGGACCAUUUCUCAGUAUAUGUGCUGGGGAUAUCAAUCUAGCAUGCCGCUUUUACUUAAUGCCAUUCUAAUCUUAUGGAUUUCUACUGUUGGGGUGCAAGCAUUUUCCUAUUGUAAUUUUCCAAAAAUUAACCACGGAAUUAUAUAUGGUAAAGAGGAGCCUGAGGAGCUUUUGCCAAUAUCUAUUGGGGAAAUUUAUUACUAUUCCUGUGAAUAUAAUUUUGCAUCUCCUUCACGAUCCUUUUGGACUCGCAUCAUCUGCACGGAGCAAGGAUGGUCACCAACGCCCAAGUGUCUCAGACUGUGUUUCUUUCCUUCUGUGGAAAAUGGUCAUUCUGCAUCUUCAGGACAAACACACCUGGAAGGUGACAUUGUACAAAUUGUCUGUGAUGUCGGCUACAGCCUUCCUGAUAAUAGUGACACCAUUUCAUGUUUGGAAGAUGGCUGGUCUUCUCCUCCCAAAUGCAGCUCCACCAAUAUAGAAUGUCUUCUUCCAGUUUUAAAAGCAAAUGUACAUGUUUAUCCAAGACAAGUAAAAUAUAAAGCUGGAGAUGUGUUGCAAUUUUCCUGUGGACAAAAACUUACAAGAGUUGGACCAGAUUCAGUUCAAUGCUAUUACUUUGGAUGGUCACCUAAUUUUCCAACAUGCAAAGGGCAAGUACAGUCAUGUGGUCAACCUCCUCAACUCCUCAAUGGCAAAAUGAAGGCUGUAAGGAAAGAAGAAUAUGGACACGGCGAGACGGUGGAAUAUGACUGCCCUCCAUAUUUUCUAAUGACGGGGCCUAAGAAAGUACAGUGCGUCGAUGGAGAAUGGACAAAUUUGCCCACUUGCGUUGGACAAGUUAAAGCAUGUGGCUCCGUCCCUCACCUCAAGGAUGGCUAUGCCCGGUUCUCUAGUCUUCCUCUUCAACAUGGUGUCUCUGUGGAGCUGAGUUGCAGAGAUACACAUACAAUGAUUGGAAAUAACGUAAUUACCUGUAUUGAUGGAAUGUGGACUGAACUUCCUAAGUGCGUUGAAACAAACCAACUUAAGAGUUGCAGAAGACCAAUACUUCAUACAGAAACACUGAUGAAUCUACUUGUGCGUGAAUAUAAUCAUAGUGCCAGAAUAAAUUACAGAUGUUUGGGGAAGGUCAGACGCAUGCAAUCAAUCUGCAUAAAUGGGAAAUGGUAUCCUGAACAAGACUGCAGAGAAAGAUGGAGAGAAUUCUGCCCACCUCCACCUCAGAUACCUAAUGCUCAGAAUAUGCUAACCACAGUGAAUUAUCACAAUAAAGCAAAAGUAGCCGUUCUCUGCAAAGAAAAUUAUGUACUUCUCGGACCAAGAGAAAUUGUGUGUAAAAAUGGACAAUGGCAGUCAUUACCGCAGUGUAUUGAGUCUACACAAUAUUGUGGUCCCCCUCCACCUAUUAGCAAUGGAGAUAUCAGUUCAUUCCCAUUAUCAGUAUAUCCUCCAGGAUCAACAGUCCAGUACCGUUGCCAGUCUUUCUAUGAGCUUCGGGGCUCCAUAGAUGUAAUAUGCAGAAAUGGACAGUGGUCAGAACCACCAAAAUGCAUAGAUCCUUGUAUAAUUUCUGAAGGUAACAUGAACAAAAAUAACAUACAGUUAAGAGGGAAAGACAUCAAAAAACUUUAUGUGAAAACGGGGGAUUUUGUUGAAUUUGAGUGUAAAUGGCCAUAUAAAGCAAAGACAUCAAUGCAAUCAUUUCGGACACUCUGCCAGGAAGGGAAAUUUGAAUAUCCCAUGUGUGAAUGAAACCAGCAUAAUUUUGCUGAAUAUAAUUUUAAAAGUAAUCCUACAUGUAUAAGUAUGCAUUAUGUAGUCAAUUCUAUACUUAUUUUCUUUAUUCUUUCAGUGUUGUUUAUCUCAGUUUUAUUUUGAACUUGGACUUUCAGAGGUUCACAAAUUUAUAAGCUGAGAGCAGUGCUUCCCUUAUUAGGUGGGCUUCAUUAUACCUGGGCAAAUCUUCGCACUGGGUCUCCUAUACAUACGGUACCCACAGAAAGUGAGCACGUGCCUUGGUUCAGUACUUAAUUCCAUCUAACCUCUUCCAGUUGUCUAAAAUGUAUAAGAUAACUUCAAGGCUUUCAGAGUCAACUUUACUUCCUCUGAAAUAAAGUUGUUAUGGUGAUAUCUAUCUUUCUAUCACAUCAAAAAAUACAAAAACUAUGACCUCUUAUGCUUUUAGCAAGCAUUAGUAAGUAUUAAUAAGUCCUCUAACGGGAGCCAAAUUAUUCAUCAAACACUAAAUAAUCCUUAAAGGCACAAAUACACCAUCUUCCACAAAUGAGUAGAAGACUAAAACAUUUAUAAAUCCUGCUACAGAACUUCUAGUACAGUCAAGAGGUGAUAUGAACAUACACAAAGGUAACUACAGUUAUAAGUGAAAAUGAUGAGGUUACAAUAUUGCAUUUAUAGGAUUAUCUAGAUAUGUAUAAAGACUUAAAGAAGAUUGAGAGGAAAUACAAAAUAUGCCUGUAAUAAUUCUAUAUGGUUUGAGGUUAAUUGGUUUAAGAAAUUAGAAUACUUGCAAAUUUUUAUAUUUCCUGUAUUUUAUAAUUUUUCAUUUUGAAUUAUAUUACUAUUACAGUUAAAUGAGGGUUAUCAAGAGCUGUGAUUAGAAACCAAGAAAGUAGAAGAUGAGAGUGUAAAGACCCUGUAGGUCAUGAAACUGAUUUCGGGCAAAAAGUCCAUUAUUUUUUGAUGUACCAUAGUUCAGAAAAAUACUGAACAGGAAGUUUCAGAAAUAUGCUUUGCAUGUUCCUGUAUUUUUAGGUAGCAUUUCAUAGUUAAAAUAUUUUUUGGUCAGCAGGUUUUCUUUUCUUUUUUUUUUUUAAAAAGUGUCUAUGAAUAUGCUGACAACAAAUACAGAUAAAAAUUAAGGUUUAAAAUCUUCAUGACUAUGGAUAGAGCAAUAGAUUCUUCGAUAUGACUUCAAAACAUAAGCAAGAAAAAAUAGACAAAUUGGACUUCAUCAAGAUUAUAAACCUUUAUGCACAAACAACAGUGAUAAGAAAAUGAAAGCACAGCAGAUAUAAUAGAAGAAAAGAGUAGCAAAUUAUAUAUGUGAUAUGGGACUCACAUCUAGAAUUAAAGAACUCUUAUGACUCAAAAUAGAAUGACAGCCCAAUUUAAAAAUGAGCAAAAGAUCUAAAUAGACAUUUCUCCAAAACAUAUGAAUGGCCAAGAAGCACAUGAAAAGAUAUUUAACAUCAUGAAUCAUUAAGAAAAUGC